AUGUCAUCCAACGGAUUUCUUUCUCCUCGCGACUUACUGAUUAACAACAAGUUCUGCUGCGAUGGACCCAAUUUCACGGAGCUCACCAACGCCCUUUGGGCUGCUCAGGACUUGCCUGCUAGUGAGAUGAUGAUAAACUACAAGACAGGCUUGUCAGAGAAUGGAAUUCAAGCUCUGUACAGCAUCGUAUGGCCUAUUGUUGAGAGGUUUCAGGAGAUCCAACAAUCGUCAGCAAACCUCCGAAUCGGUUGUCAGAAGGUUAAGGAUGUCUGUGAUCGGGCUUUGUACAUUGCCUCUACCGCUCAACCAGACUAUGAUGCUAUUUUCGAUGACCUUGAAAAGCUCUUCAUGGAUCCAGACAAUGAUAGUCUGCGACAACAGGUGGACAAAACAAUUGGCGACCGCUUGACGGCCAUAGAUGCCUUGAAGGCUAUCUCUGGAGACGCCACAAACCUCCUUCGAAGUUCUACUACGGAGAUCAUCGAGAUUCAAAGCAAACUCACUGAUCUGGGAAACGCCCUCGGAGGCUCCGACAUACACGAUAAGCUCGCUAGUCGGGAUCCCACGGAAGAAGAUGUGCAGAAUGACCUUGCUGCCGUGUCCAUCCUUCGAACCUCAUUCAAGGACAUCAUCAAGGGUCAGAAUAUGCAAGACCAAUCCGGGCCGUCGCUAAAUAACCUUGAGAUCCUCCUCGGUGCAGUUAGUGCGAUCACUGGUGAUCUCGAUGGCUUGCGCGAUUCCAUCAAGUCUAGCACACAGCCGGGGCCCGGACUGCUUCUCAACGUUGAGAAGGCGAAGGUUCUGGAGCUUUGGGCUACUCUACAGUCCGAGGUCCAAAAGUUCAAAGAUCAGUACUCUGUUUGA
Molecule: messenger RNA, 864 nt
Organism: Xylaria bambusicola
Lineage: Eukaryota; Fungi; Ascomycota; Sordariomycetes; Xylariales; Xylariaceae
Exons: 8
Coding region: 1-864 (287 amino acids)
Source: RefSeq, a predicted model, not a curated record